Molecule: messenger RNA, 465 nt
Organism: Scutellospora calospora
Lineage: Eukaryota; Fungi; Glomeromycota; Glomeromycetes; Diversisporales; Gigasporaceae
Source: the annotation of a GenBank genome assembly
AUGGACGUUGAAGCUAGAAAUAAAUUUUGCGGUCUCUUGAUGUUCACAUCUUCGACAGAUGUCUCUGGAACAAAGGGUAGCAAUGUCAUAGUAAAUAACUAUGAUACAUCUUCUUUUACCUCAUUCUCUGAGUCUGAACCUUUUCACGCUGAUUCGUCUUCUAUCGCCGCUGGCGCUGCAGCUACCGAUGAGAAUGAAAAUGGAAAGAAAUCUCCAGGAUGUUCAAAAUCACAAUUAGAAAAGCGUCCACCGCGUCCUCCAAACGCAUUUAUCUUAUAUAGACGAGAGAAGCAGCCGGGAAUUUUAGCAGCUCAUCGUCAUCUUACUAAUGCACAAAUUUCAAGAUAUAUUGCUGAUUUAUGGAGAGGUGAAUCUAACGAAACUCGUUUACACUGGGAACGAGAAGCUGAUAAAACAAAAUUAGAACAUAUGAAAGCAUAUCCAAAUUAUGUUUAUCUUCAGUAG